CACUGAAGGCAGAUGACCUUGUCAGAAAACUGACCUCACAGCAUGUCACUCUCUACAAAGAGAGGAUCUAAAGGAACAGGACUGCAGUGUGAGAGGACAGAAAAGCAAUCAGCCAUCUGCUUGCAGCACAUGAAUAUAGAUGCUUCGGAUGAUGAAGCAAUUGAGAAACUAAGUGAUGAGACGGCAACAUCUAAAGGUCCUGAUUCCAAACCUGCCGUGACAAAGAAAAGAAAACAGCCUACAGAGUGUUUUCUAAGUCAGCCUGGAGGAACACCGGGGAGCACUCUAAAAGCAAAGAAGCGAAAGAAGAAGAAAAUUUCUGAUGUUCUGGAAAAAUCUCCUCCAAAACCUGGUGUCCCUGAGGAUCUACAGAAUCUGCUUAGUCAACAUUUUGGUACAAAACGUUCAGUGAUUGAAAUAGAGGAAUUAAAGCUGCCAGAUUCUUGCUUUUUGCCAGCCAAUGAUCUCACCCACAGUUUUUCUUCAUACCUGAAAGAAAUCUGUCCUAAGUGGGCAAAAUUCCGUAAAAACCACAAGGAGAAGAAGUCGGUGGUGAUGCUGGUUAUCUGCAGUUCUGCCCUUCGUUCCUUGGAACUCAUUAAGUCAAUGACAGCAUUUAAAGGUGACUGCAGAGUUCUGAAAUUGUUUGCAAAGCACAUAAAGAUAAAAGAACAGAUGAAUAUGUUGGAGAAAGGCGUGUUCCACAUUGGAGUUGGAACUCCUGGGAGGAUAAAAGCACUGGUGGAGCAAGAUGGCCUAUGUUUGAACUCCACAAAAUAUAUUAUUCUGGAUUGGAACUGGAGAGAUCAGAAACUAAGGAGAAUGAUGGAUAUUCCUGAGAUAAAGAAAGAAACAAUCGACCUGCUGGAGAUGAGGAUUAUAAAGCUGUGCAGAGAGGGAUCUGUGAAGCUGGGACUCUUUUAAUAGUUUUACCACAAGGAAGUGGUUUACAGGCAGAUUUUACUUCUAUCCUGUCUGCAAGUGGUCAACGGUGAUUAAAUUAAGAAUUUUGAUUUUUCAGAGAUAAUUGAUGCAGAAAGAAUAUGCUGUGCAACUUUAUUCUUAGGUUCCUUUAAAUAAUAAAAAUGGAAGUUUUAUUUGUA
Messenger RNA from Meleagris gallopavo (turkey), 1103 nucleotides. It is a transcript of the gene CMSS1, whose product is annotated as cms1 ribosomal small subunit homolog. The record is from RefSeq and is a predicted model, not a curated record. Gene Ontology annotation, cellular component: nucleus; 90S preribosome. NCBI's taxonomy places the organism in Eukaryota, Metazoa, Chordata, Aves, Galliformes, Phasianidae.